Messenger RNA from Raphanus sativus (radish), 1041 nucleotides. Its product is annotated as cyclin-P3-1. Gene Ontology annotation, biological process: regulation of cyclin-dependent protein serine/threonine kinase activity. The transcript has 3 exons. The coding region runs from base 88 to 717 and encodes 209 amino acids. The record is from RefSeq and is a predicted model, not a curated record. Lineage: Eukaryota; Viridiplantae; Streptophyta; Magnoliopsida; Brassicales; Brassicaceae. Gene Ontology annotation, molecular function: protein kinase binding.
UACCAUUUAGACACAAUGUGCUAACUCAAGCCAAGAACAACCAGAGAUAUAUUAUUAAAGUCCUCUUAAUCUGGCUUCAAGGCAGAGAUGGAAACUUCUAAAAACUCCACCUACUCAUCGCUCUUCCAAUGGUUAGGUCUUAUAGAAGAUUAUGAUCAGCCUUCUGACUCUACCCUUCCUAGAGUCAUCACCCUUCUCGCUUCGGUUCUUGGGAAGAUGAUUCAAAAGAAUGAAAAGCCAUUCCACACAAGACACAGCAAGGAGGGAGAGAUCACUAUGUUCCAUGGAUCAAGAGCACCAUCGAUGACCAUUCAUCGUUACACAGAGAGAGUCUAUAGGUACGCUCAUUGUAGCCCUGCGUGCUUCGUAGCAGCCUUUGCUUACAUCCUGAGGUAUCUAGAGAUACCAAGCAUGAGUCGUCGUCUCACAUCACUUAACGUUCAUCGCCUUCUCAUUACCAGUCUCUUGGUCGCAGCCAAAUUCUUGGAGCGCAAGUGUCAUAACAAUGCGUAUUAUGCAAAAAUAGGAGGAGUGAGCACAGAGGAGAUGAAUAGGCUGGAGAGGACGUUCUUGUUCGAUCUUGAUUUUAGAGUAAAUAUUACAACAGAGGUGUUUGAGAAACACUGUCUCAUGUUGCAGGGAGAAACGGUGCCUUGUCACUCGAGAAAACUUAGAACAGUUGUUGGAGAGGUAACUUGUAGCUGCCAAGCGAUCUAAUAAAACAAAGCCCAUAAGAUUUGCUUGGAUCUUCUUUUCUUCACUAACUAAUGUGUGUUUUUCAUGAUUAUUUGAAGAAACAGAUCAAUGGAAAAGAAACGAACAAGAAGUGGAUCUAAUUAAGUUUGGAAUCAAAACUUUUGUAUUCCUUAUUGAACAAGGCGCUUGAAACACCUAUUCGUUUGAGAAAAAAAUAUAUCAAAAUGUUUUUUUUCUCAAUUAGAAAUGGUCCAUCCGGAGCUAAAUCUGGGCUACUAAAUGUCUGACCUAACGCUCUUAUUUAGGGUUGGGCCAAAAUAAGCUUAUAAAUAUUUCUUUCUCCCA